This is a messenger RNA of Pseudozyma flocculosa PF-1, 954 nucleotides long. RefSeq lists its product as uncharacterized. The record is from RefSeq and is a predicted model, not a curated record. The transcript has 3 exons. The coding region runs from base 1 to 954 and encodes 317 amino acids. Gene Ontology annotation, biological process: protein folding; protein peptidyl-prolyl isomerization. Lineage: Eukaryota; Fungi; Basidiomycota; Ustilaginomycetes; Ustilaginales; Ustilaginaceae. Gene Ontology annotation, molecular function: peptidyl-prolyl cis-trans isomerase activity. Gene Ontology annotation, cellular component: endoplasmic reticulum; fungal-type vacuole.
AUGAAGUUCAUCAGCUUCACCACGCUGUUUGCCAUGCUGGCGGCCAUCGUGCUCCUCUCGUUCUCGAGCAACGCCUCGACCCAGGAGCCCAAGGUGACCAACAAGGUCUAUUUCGACAUGGAGCACGACGGCAAGCACAUCGGCCGCAUUGUCAUGGGACUCUACGGUGACGUCGUCCCCAAGACGGUCGAGAACUUCCGCGCCCUCGCCACCGGCGAGAAGGGCUACGGCUACAAGGACAGCACCUUCCACCGUGUCAUCAAGAACUUCAUGAUCCAGGGCGGUGACUUCACCAACGGCAACGGCACCGGCGGCAAGUCGAUCUACGGCAACAAGUUUGAGGACGAGAACUUCACCCUCAAGCACACCGGCCCCGGCGUCCUGAGCAUGGCCAACGCCGGCCGCAACACCAACGGCUCCCAGUUCUUCAUCUGCACCGUCAAGACCUCGUGGCUCGACGGCAAGCACGUCGUCUUUGGCAAGGUCAUCGAGGGCAUGGACGUCGUCUCGUUCAUCGAGAAUGUGCCCAAGGGCUACGGCGACAAGCCUAGCGCCACCGUCAAGAUUGCCAACUCCGGCGAGCUGCCCGUCUCGGGCUCCGCCGACGGAAAGAACCCCGCGGUCCUGACCGACGCCAACACGCCUUCGGAACAGACUGCCCCCGCCGCGCUUCCCUCCGUCCCCGCUGCUGCUGGAACCGCCACGAACAACGUCAAGGCGAGCGAGAUCAUCGGCGAGACUACCGGCUCCAAGACCGCCGCCACCGACUCGUCGUCGUCGUCGUCAAACUACCUCUUUUUCCUCUUUUUCCUCCUCCUCGCCGGCCUCGCUUUCGGCAUCUACCGUCUCGGCGGUCCUGCAAAGGCCCAGGAGAAGAUGUACCAGGUCGUCGACAGCCUUCGCGGCAGGGAGAGGGGCAUGUACGCUCAGGUCUCGGGUGGUCUGCCCCGCUAG